AUGUUGCCCAGCAGAGGAACCCUUCGCUCCCUCUCCGCUGGGAGGGCUGCCCUACAAAGCCAAUUGGUGAAAGCUCCCGUCCGAGAUUUCCCGCCUCAGGGACAGACCGCUAGGGCAUACGGACAUGGGCGACGAUUUGGAACCUCGUCGCGGGGAAUCUCUGCUUCCACUUUCGGGAAGAGCCUAGCAGGAACUAAGCUGCCAGGAGUAUCGGGCUCUGCCAACGCCCUAUUCAUCGGCACUGCGCUGUCUUCAAGGCGAGGCUUCUCCCUAUGGACCCGUUCUCCCAAGUCCGAACCGGCAACACCAGAACCCUCCGCGUCGACAGCCCCCGUAACGCCCCAAACGCCCGAUACCAACGCCUCCGCCUCUGCCUCCGCCUCCGUAUCCUCCUCCCCAUCCUCCUCCCCCUCUCCGACGUCCAAUCCCACCGCAGAGUCCACACCAGCGGCUCCCGUCGAGUCGACCACCCCCCCAUCUCCCGUCGAGACCCCAGAUCUGGACGUCCUAUCCAACACCUCCCUCCUCGACAUCCCCGAACGCAUCGGCUACCUAAAGGAGCUAGGCCUCGACUACGGCUGGGGCCCCACGUCCAUGAUGCAAUGGAUCCUCGAACACGUCCACAUUUACACCGGCCUCCCAUGGUGGGGCAGCAUCCUCACCACGUCGGUCCUGGUCCGCAUAGCCCUAUUCAAGCCCACCCUCACGGCGCAGCAGGCCACGGCCAAGCUGCAGGCCGUCAGCUCCACGCCGGAAUAUAAGGCCGCGAAGGACCGCAUGACGGCCGCCGCCGCCGCGGGCAACACGACCGAGAUGAUGGAGGCACGCCAGGUGGUCACCCUCCUCAACAAGCGCGGCGGGGUCAACGUUUUCGCCUCGCUCUGGAGCUUCCUGCAGAUUCCCGUCGGGUACGGCGCCUUCCGCAUCCUCAACGGCAUGGGCAAGCUCCCCGUCCCCGGGUUCGAGGACGGUGGUUUCCUCUGGUUCACUGACCUUGGCGUUUCGGACCCGUUCUUCAUUCUGCCGCUGGGCACAUCGUUGAUGAUGCUUGCCACGCUUAGGGCCGGAAGCAAAUUCGCCCCUCCCCAAACACAAGCCCAAAUGAAGCUAAUGGCCUUCAUCCUGGUCCCCAUGAGCGCCGUCCUGACGAGCUGGCUCCCCGCCGCCGUGCAAUGGUACUUCCUCACCACCACCACGCUCGGCUACGGCCAAAACGUCAUAUUCCAGAACCCCGCCUUCCGCCGCCUGGCCGGCCUCCCGCCACUCGUCCUGAACCGUGGCGCCGUCCACGGCAACCCGUUUGCGACCUCGGCCACGGCUAUCCCGACGACUGCCACGACUGCCACGACUGCCACGACGACGGCUGCCGCGGAGCCGCAGUCGAAGGAGGGCGGCAACGUCCUGAAGGAUGCGCUCGCCCAGGUGCGCCAGACGGUCCAUGCGGCCAAGGGCCGGUCGGGCAACUAUAUCGAGGAGGCCAAGAAGGAGCAGGAGAAGAAGAACUUGGAGUCGUGGAACGAGAAGCGGGCCGAGGAGCAGAGGAGGAAGUUUAAGGCUGAGCUCAACCGGAAGCGGUAG
Messenger RNA from Sodiomyces alkalinus F11, 1578 nucleotides. RefSeq lists its product as hypothetical. The transcript is spliced from 3 exons. Gene Ontology annotation, cellular component: mitochondrial inner membrane. Gene Ontology annotation, molecular function: membrane insertase activity. Gene Ontology annotation, biological process: protein insertion into mitochondrial inner membrane from matrix; mitochondrial respiratory chain complex IV assembly. Bases 1 to 1578 code for a protein of 525 amino acids. NCBI's taxonomy places the organism in Eukaryota, Fungi, Ascomycota, Sordariomycetes, Glomerellales, Plectosphaerellaceae. The record is from RefSeq and is a predicted model, not a curated record.